Messenger RNA from Oryctolagus cuniculus (rabbit), 1617 nucleotides. Lineage: Eukaryota; Metazoa; Chordata; Mammalia; Lagomorpha; Leporidae. The record is from RefSeq and is a predicted model, not a curated record.
UGCUGCCGUCACCUCAUGGUGACGCGGGUAGAGGAGGCAGCGCGGGGAAGAGGCGGCGACACCGAGGAGGCUAUUGAGGCCAGCCAGGGUGGACGGCGACGCGGCCCACAACAGAAGUUUGAAAUUGUCACAAUGGAAGAAGCUGGAAUUUGAGGGCUAGGGGUGAAAGCAGAUAUGUUGUGUAACUCUCAGUCAAAUGAUAUUCUUCAACAUCAAGACUCAAAUUGUGGCACAAGUAACAAGCAUUCAUUGGAAGAGGAUGAAGGCAGUGACUUUAUAACAAAGAACAGGAAUUUGGUGGGCCCAGCCUACUGCACCCAAGAGUCAAGAGAGGAAAUUCCUGGGCGAGAAGCUCGAACAGAUCCCCCUGAUGGUCAGCAAGAUUCAGAGUGCAACAGGAACAAAGAAAAAACCUUAGGAAAAGAAGUUUUAUUACUGAUGCAAUCCCUAAACACCCUUUCAACCCCAGAAGAGAAGUUGGCAGCUCUCUGUAAGAAAUAUGCUGAUCUUCUGGAAGAGAGCAGGAAUGUUCAGAAGCAAAUGAAGAUUCUGCAGAAGAAGCAAGCCCAGAUUGUGAAAGAAAAAGUUCACUUGCAAAGUGAACACAGCAAGGCUAUCUUGGCAAGAAGCAAGCUAGAAUCUCUUUGCAGGGAACUUCAGCGUCACAAUAAAACGUUAAAGGAGGAAAAUGUGCAGCAGGCACGAGAGGAAGAGGAACAGCAUAAAGAAGCAACUGCGCAUUUCCAGAUGACUUUAAAUGAAAUCCAAGCCCAGCUGGAACAACAUGACAUACACAACGCCAAACUCCGACAGGAGAAUAUUGAACUGGGAGAGAAGCUGAAGAAGCUCAUUGAACAGUAUGCACUGAGGGAAGAGCAUAUUGAUAAAGUGUUCAAACACAAGGAAUUGCAACAGCAGCUAGUGGAUGCCAAACUGCAGCAGAUGACACAGCUGAUAAAACAAGCUGAUGAAAAGCAUCAGAGAAGAGAGAGAGAGUUUUUAUUAAAAGAAGCAACAGAGUCAAGGCACAAAUAUGAACAAAUGAAACAGCAAGAAGUACAACUGAAACAGCAGCUUUCUCUUUAUAUGGAUAAGUUUGAAGAAUUCCAGACUACUAUGGCAAAAAGCAAUGAACUGUUUACAACCUUCAGACAAGAAAUGGAAAAGAUGACAAAGAAAAUUAAAAAACUGGAAAAAGAAACAAUAAUAUGGCGUACCAAGUGGGAAAAUAACAACAAAGCACUUCUGCAAAUGGCUGAAGAGAAAACUGUCCGUGAUAAAGAAUACAAGGCCUUUCAAAUAAAACUGGAACGAUUAGAGAAGUUGUGCAGGGCUCUUCAGACAGAAAGAAAUGAGCUCAAUGAGAAGGUGGAAGUCCUCAAAGAGCAGGUCUCUGUCAAAGUUCCAGACGGGGAGCUGGCCAUGCCUGUGAUGCAGCCCUCCAGGGGCCCAGGCCCAGAUUCUCCCAGGGAGCUGUAUACUUCCUGCAGCAGAGCCCUGGGGGCACCGCUGGAGGCUGCGCCCAAGGCAGUGCAUGAGCCGAGUGCUGCCCAGAAGCCCCCUUCCUGCGUCUCGGCCCCAGGGGUUGAGUCAGUUGACUAGGAGGACAUGUGAUCA